Messenger RNA from Cephus cinctus (wheat stem sawfly), 3840 nucleotides. RefSeq names its product forkhead box protein L2. Gene Ontology annotation, biological process: cell differentiation; regulation of transcription by RNA polymerase II; anatomical structure morphogenesis. The record is from RefSeq and is a predicted model, not a curated record. The coding region runs from base 1029 to 2492 and encodes 487 amino acids. Gene Ontology annotation, molecular function: RNA polymerase II cis-regulatory region sequence-specific DNA binding; DNA-binding transcription factor activity, RNA polymerase II-specific. The transcript is spliced from 9 exons. Lineage: Eukaryota; Metazoa; Arthropoda; Insecta; Hymenoptera; Cephidae.
AGUCAGGCGUCCAAGCCAGACUCAAUCUCGGUUCAGUUUCGUUUCUUCUCGGUGCUUCGUUCAACUGGAGCAUCUGUGUCGUAUGAACAAGAUUUUAGAUUAAGCAAAGUGUAACGAUUAUUGUAAAUGUGCAACGACCUUAUUUGCUGAUUUGUUAAGACGUAACGAUAAAAAGUGAAACCUGUGCCAAGUCCGGAGAGGAAUUAUUCUGAUAGAACUGCGAGCCAGAUUCUACAUCGUCCCUCAAGAUUCAUACUAGACGAUAAUGCUAACGUCUUUUCGGAUUAUCUUCAUCUUUACACGAGACCUGAACCAUCGCUGAAACUUAUCGUUCCAACUUCCGCUUGGUAUUGGCCAAGUCUGACGAUUUGCAUGAGACGAAAAUGUAACGAAGUACGAAAAUAAAAAUAUAUCUUCUGGAAGAUCGAUCAAGCUUUGUGGGUCCGUCAAGAAAGAAGAGGACAGGCACGACACGAUUUCGAAAAAAUUUUUCGUGUCUAACAGCCAGCACUGAUCCGACUCUUACGCAAUGUUUUCAUGAAACGUGAAUUUCAUCAGAAGGAAAUAAUAUUAACUAAUGAAAUUGAGAAGACGACAUUUCAUGUGAUGCUUAUAAGCUGUUAGCAGUUACUAUAAGGAUAAACUGAAAAUUUUUUUUAUUGUAUAUAAUAUAUCGAGUCCGUGAAUGAAAUUUACGUGAAACGUUAAACCAUCGUGACGGAGUUAUCCGAGCUAAGGAAAUUUGUGAUUUGAGAUUUGUAUUGGAAGAAAAAAUAAAUAAAAAUCAAGUGCAGUGUUCAUGAACAAUUUACAAGCUAGUAAAGACUGUUUUAAACAGUGUUGCGAAGCUUUCCCGAGUGUUGAGAAAACAGUGACUGCUAAAACCCAGAACGACAAGAUUCGUUGUCUAGAGGGCAGGCUUAGUCUAGAGGUGAUCAAAGGACAUAAUUGUGGAGGGCCUAUCAGCUUAUUGGGGAGAUUUUGUCGAGCAGCGUCGCGUAAAUGCAGCUGCGGCAGCCACCUUCUUUAUGAACUACUCAGCUGCAGACACAAGCAGAAUGGUUUUGCAUCACAUUCCUGGACCCGGGGAACUGCAACAAGGCAAUGACAGCCACCCUAUAGCAGAACUGGGCACGAUGCCGCAGGAGUCUCCGCACUCGUUGAAAAUCAAGCAGGAGCCGUUUCAGCAGUCGCCGGGAUCGACUCUUCCGUCGCUUCAUCAAGUUAACAACUUCAGCUCGGAGUUACCAACCGAUUGCAUGAGCACGCCCGUCAAGGAACUGAACUCUUCGGUUAGGAGCGUCAACCGGAAGAGACAGUAUCAUCACAUGUCGACGUCAUCGCAUUAUGACAAUAAUCACACAUCCAGCAAAGUGCCACCCCUGAUUCACUCUACGAGUUCAUCCCACGUGGGUCAUCAUCCCUUGGAGGAGCCAAAGGGUUCCUCGACACCGGAUACCCUGCAGAUCGCGACGAACGGUAGCGUCUCCACGUCCAGCGCACCUUCGACGCCUACCGCCACGACGGAGACCACCGUAGCUGUAAUUGGCUCGACUAACAAUCCGACCUCUUCAACGGCGACGAAGCCGCCGUUCAGCUACGUCGCCCUGAUCGCCAUGGCUAUCGAGCAGAGUGCGGAAAAGCGCGCCACCCUUAGCGAGAUCUACGCGUACAUCACCGAGAAGUUUCCUUACUUCGAGAAGAACAAGAAGGGCUGGCAAAACUCGAUACGUCACAAUCUUUCGCUUAACGAGUGCUUCGUCAAGAUUCCGCGAGAGGGCGGUGCCGACCGCAAGGGGAACUACUGGACGCUCGAUCCUCGACACAACAACAUGUUCGAGAAUGGAAAUUAUAGAAGACGGAGACGCAUGAAACGUUCCUACAGAACGACGCCUUAUCACAAAACGUUGUUCAGCGACGCCUUUCCGUCGCCUCACGUUCAUCUUGGAGCUACGAGGAAUCUCUUUGCGCCGCCGCCGCCGUCUUAUCCUCACGCUUACAAUAGAUACGAGUCAAGUCCAGCUUGGAGUCUUCAGCAGUCGCAGCUACCGUACAGUCCCUGCCAGGCCAAUCUCAAUGCGCCGUAUCGUAUGUUGCAGCUUCAGCCACAGCUGCAACCAGUGCAGUCUAUGCAGAUUUCGACCAUGAACGGCUACAGUCAACUCAGCACCUCGCUAGCUUCUCAAGGCAACUACCUGGACAUUCCAGGUGGCCCUACGAGUUCUCCAAGCUCUGUAGGCGGCGGUGCGUUCAGUAGCAGCUUUCAAGCUUGCGGAAGGAGACACGAUUCCGCCAUGUUGUCUGACACCAUGCCGAGAUACUCAUAUUGGUCCGACGUGAGCGUCAAAGAGGAGCCUGGUAGUAACACGAUGACGUCCGGUGGCGUCGGGACGGUUAGCUCCAUCAUGGUAAGACCCUCGACGACCUCCAGCGUCUCUUCGACGGGUUUUCCAGGCGUCGACUUUCAAUCCCUUUCCAAGUAUUCCCUGUGAACUUCGUCAAGCUUCUACCGACGUUACCAUCACCAUCCACCAUUUUGAUUUCACUCAGCAUCCCGAUUAUGGAUCAAUUCUUAUCGGAACACUUUUACUUCUUGGAACAGGACGGUUUCCUAAGUAAGGACUCCUGAUGAUGAUUCUGUUGCUUUCCGGAUUCACAAGUCCACGGGAGUCAACUCCUGCAGAUGAAACUUUUACAAUCGAUAAGCUUUUAUUAUCCAUCGGACAACGUAAUCGAUUCGUUGACGAUUAAUUAUAUGCGCUCUAAGCCUUAUCUCAGGACUUCCCUGAAUCUCAAAAUAUUAUUUCAAUCAGUUACGACUACGAGACCCUAUUAGAUCGUUCUAUUCGAUUGAGAGUUGCUUAUGUACAGAAUUAUUCGUAAUAAACGUGCCGCCUGAAGUUAGCCUCUUCAUUUGAUUUUUCUGUGUACUAGAACCAACUUCAGAUGGUGCGUUUCCCGUGAAUAACCGUAUAUACAUAACUAGUGAAUUAUUCCGAAGUAUCAAUCGAAUUCACUUUAUCCAAAUGACUAUCAAACUGAUAUAGGGUUACGCUUAUGGAAAAUCAAAAUAAAAUUGAGAUAAUAAACAAUAAUAGUCAUUUAAAAAAGACCCCAUGGGUUUUUACAUUGGAAUGUAUUGUUUGACUGUUAGACAGUAUUCGAUCCGUUCCCUUCGAAUCUCCAUGCUGAUUUGUAAUGGCCUUGUCCCGAGCAUGGGAUUCGCAGGUCAAGAAAUAAAGCGCGUUAUGAUUACACAAGCAAGAAUAAUAAUAAUAAUAAAACGAAAUAAUUCUCAAAAAAUGUUGCGAUUCCUUUAAAGCGUAUGCAUGGGAUAUGAAAGUGAAAAAAAAUCUUUAUACCUAAGUGCUCGAAGAAUCUUACGUUACAAGAAUGAGAGUGUCUACUUAAAAGGAAGACAUCGAACUCCCUAGUACUGUGUGAACGCACCUUUAUUCGCGUAUGCGAAACAUAGAUAAUCAUUGUAUUGUCAGUAACAUCAAUGUAUAUAUAUAUCUUUAAGAAAAGUUGACACAUUACAAGUACGUUAAGUUUAUGGUUAAGUUAAUUGUUCAAUAAAUCUUACGGCAAGAUAAAUUCCGUAUAAACAAAUAAAAACAACGCGACGAUUUAAACGAAUAAUCGAUAACGGACAGAAUGUUACUAUUUUUUUUUUCUAAUUGUAUUUCUCGACUUGGCUGCACUGUGAGAAUCAUGCAAUUAGGCAGCUACUCGCAAACACUAUACACGUAUCAUAAACACACACAAAACAAACACGUGUAAUACAAUGAUAAAGAUAGUGAUAAGGGUAUCGAAUAAAUUUCAGUUAUUUAUCGUCAA